Messenger RNA from Penicillium salamii, 1260 nucleotides. The record is from the annotation of a GenBank genome assembly. Lineage: Eukaryota; Fungi; Ascomycota; Eurotiomycetes; Eurotiales; Aspergillaceae.
AUGAGCUCGAAUCCAGCAAUGACAUCUGACCAGAUUGCCGUCAUCAAGGCGACAGUCCCUGUCCUGGCCCAGCAUGGCAACACCAUCACAACUGUUUUCUACCGCAACAUGCUCGAGGCCCAUCCCGAGUUGAACACCAUCUUCAACACGCCAAACCAAGUCAAUGGUCACCAGCCUCGUGCACUGGCUGGGGCCUUGUACGCUUAUGCUUCGCACAUCGAUGACCUUGGUGCACUUAGCUCCGCUGUGGAACUUAUCUGCAACAAACAUGCCUCGCUAUACAUUCAACCCGACCACUACAAGAUCGUUGGAAAGUACCUCCUCGAAGCAAUGGGUGAAGUUCUCGGUGCUGCGUUGACCCCGGAAAUUCUUGACGCGUGGGCGACCGCCUAUUGGCAGCUUGCAGACCUCAUGAUCGGCCGCGAGAAGCAACUCUACGAGCAGAGCGAGGGCUGGACCGACUGGCGCGAUUUCAAAAUCGUUAACAAGGUCAAGGAGUCGGAAGAGAUCACUUCCUUCUACCUCGCUCCUGUCGACGGAAAGCCUCUACCCAACUUCCAACCCGGUCAGUACAUCUCUGUGCAGGCCCACGUGCCAGCUCUUGAGUACGCGCAAGCCCGUCAAUAUUCCCUCAGCGAUCAGCCCAAGCCAGACUACUACCGCAUCAGCGUUAAGAAGGAGACUGGCAUCAAUUCAUCUGACCCUGCUCCCGCUGUUACCCACCCUGGGUACAUCUCAAAUCUGCUGCACGAUACCUACAACAUCGGCGACACACUUCAAGUCUCCCAUCCUUACGGCGACUUCUACCUCUCACCCAGCAAGUCUGAGACCACCACUCCAGUGGUUCUGAUCUCCGCUGGCGUGGGUCUAACCCCGCUCACAUCAAUGGUGAACACCUUGACCUCCCAGGCGCCUGGAAGUCGCAAACUUCACUUCAUUCAUGGUGCGCGCACAUCCGCCGGUCGCGCAUUCAAAGACCACAUCUCCAAGCUCUCCCUCUCCUCCCCUGUCCAAGCUACCUUCUUCACCAGCCACCCGACAGAGAGUGACAAGGAGGGCUCAGACUACCACCACGUUGGACGUGUUGAUCUGAACAAGCUUGAUGACAAGGAUUUAUAUCUCGAUGAUACCCAGACUGAGUACUAUAUCUGUGGACCGGAGAAAUUUAUGACGGAUAUUGAAUCCAGUCUCAAGGCUAAGGGUGUGGCCGCCGACCGUAUCAAGAUGGAACUGUUCGGCACUGGAGGCAUUCCCCACUGA